This is a messenger RNA of Cyprinodon tularosa, 1735 nucleotides long. RefSeq names its product lipoic acid synthetase (gene lias). The record is from RefSeq and is a predicted model, not a curated record. Gene Ontology annotation, biological process: lipoate biosynthetic process. Bases 79 to 1239 code for a protein of 386 amino acids. Gene Ontology annotation, molecular function: 4 iron, 4 sulfur cluster binding; lipoate synthase activity. The transcript has 11 exons. Lineage: Eukaryota; Metazoa; Chordata; Actinopteri; Cyprinodontiformes; Cyprinodontidae. Gene Ontology annotation, cellular component: mitochondrion.
AAAGAAGAAGAAUGCCACAUCAGCCCAAAGCAGCUGAUUGCCGAUGUUUGCUUCUUUCCAGUGACUUGCUACCCUGUCAUGGCGUUGUUAAAGCAAAGUUGUUGUGUCGCGGGUCGCUUUUCUACUAACCACCUAUGGUUAAGUCGCAGGUCGGUCCCACAUGUGUACACAAGCUGCUUGACCACUGCACCAAAGUCCUCUCCAGACAGAAAGAAGGAGCUUCAGAGCCAGGAGGGACCCGGGCUGGAGGACUUUAUUUCAGGGGAACUAUCUGAGAAGAGCAAGUGGGCUGAGUACAGAGGCAACCUGAAGAGACAGAAGGGGGAGAGGCUGAGGCUUCCUCCAUGGCUGAAGACAGAGAUCCCAAUUGGGAAAAACUUCAACAAGCUGAAGAAUUCACUGAGAGACCUCAACCUGCACACGGUGUGCGAGGAGGCCAGGUGUCCAAACAUCGGAGAGUGUUGGGGUGGAGGAGAGUACGCCACAGCUACAGCCACCAUCAUGCUAAUGGGAGACACAUGUACACGCGGGUGCAGGUUUUGCUCGGUGAAGACAGCCCGCCGGCCCCCUCCUCUGGACCCAGACGAGCCUUACAACACUGCCAAGGCUAUCGCAGCCUGGGGGCUGGACUAUGUGGUUUUGACUUCGGUUGACAGAGAUGAUAUUGCUGAUGGUGGUGCAGAACACUUUGCCAAAACUGUUUCUAACCUGAAGGAGAGAAAUCCUGACAUCCUGGUUGAAUGUUUGACCCCUGAUUUCCGCGGUGACCUGGCAGCUGUAGAGAAGAUCGCCCUGUCGGGUUUAGACGUAUACGCCCACAAUGUGGAGACGGUUCGAGAGCUGCAAAGGCAUGUUCGGGACCCCAGAGCCAAUUUCGACCAGUCCCUAAGUGUGCUGAAACACGCCAAAAAGGUUAAACCCAGCGUGCUCACAAAGACCUCCAUCAUGCUUGGACUUGGAGAAAGUGACCAGGAGAUAAUCAACACCAUGACUGAGCUGAGAGAGGCAGGGGUGGACUGUCUAACCCUCGGUCAGUAUAUGCAGCCCACAAAGCGCCACCUUAAGGUGGAGGAAUACAUCCCACCGGAAAGGUUUGCUCACUGGGAGAAGGUUGGGAACGAUAUGGGAUUUGCGUACACAGCCAGCGGGCCUCUGGUUCGGUCCUCCUACAAAGCAGGUGAAUUCUUCCUGAAGAAUCUAUUGAAGAAGAGAAAAGCAGAAAUCCCUGCAGCGGAAUGAGAGGCUUCUUAAAGCAUCUGAUCAUUCUGUCUUCUAGUCGUUAAACCAUGUCUGUGAUUUUUGGCAGGAAUAGCAGCUCAGUCCCAAGAGAGAAGGAGUGUGUUUAGUUUUAAUAUUGACAAACAAUAUUAGAACCAAUUGUUUGUUUCCUCAGGAAGCUAGUUUUGUUUUUUAUCUUUACGUGCAGCCGCCCUGAACGGCUGCCAGUUUGUUGAGGGAAACGAUCAUAAAGGAGCAGAAGAGAAACCUCUGUUCAAAGAAACAUCAGCCAGCUGAAAAUCCCACCAGCCAGGAGCAGAAGCUGGAUAUUUUACUGUUUAUUAGAAGUCACUUCCUGCCUCCAACCGGACAUGGAGUUAAAGCUCUUCAGCCGCAUGUUACUGAGAUCACGUUUGGCAGGAGUCUCUAAAAAACUGAAAUGAGCUUGUGUGCAAUUAAACUUAAGUUGUACUCCUCUUCCAAAUGUUUGUACCAUUAAAGCCAUGUUUCCAACAUA